Molecule: messenger RNA, 1646 nt
Organism: Bactrocera dorsalis (oriental fruit fly)
Lineage: Eukaryota; Metazoa; Arthropoda; Insecta; Diptera; Tephritidae
Gene: TrpRS
Product: tryptophan--tRNA ligase, cytoplasmic
Exons: 5
Coding region: 212-1498 (428 amino acids)
Biological process (GO): tryptophanyl-tRNA aminoacylation
Cellular component (GO): cytoplasm
Molecular function (GO): tryptophan-tRNA ligase activity; ATP binding
Source: RefSeq, a predicted model, not a curated record
CCUCUUCUGGUGAUUGCAGGCGAAACAUUUGUGUCCAUAACCGUAUAGCUUGUAAAUUUGUUGCUACUUCAAUGCCUGCAACUUAAAUUUGAGUCAUUCGAUAAAAAUCAUUGGACUCACUUCGAAAUUCUUUAAAUUAGCAUCAGUUUCUAGGAGUUUGAACAGUGUACACGUGUUAAAGAGAGAUAACUUUCCAUCAAACACAUAAAUCAUGGAUAAAACUGAAUCGCCAGGUGUUGCCGAAGGAGUUGAUGCUCUCACAUUAAAUAACGUUAGCGACGAGAAAUUAGACAAGGUGCCGAACGGUGUGGAGGCUACCGAAAAUGAAGGCGAUGUAGUUGAUCCGUGGAAUGUUGCUAGCACCAAUGACGAGGGCAUCGAUUAUGACAAACUAAUAAAACGAUUUGGUUCAUCGAAAAUUGAUGAAGAACUGAUAGCACGUUUUGAGAAGAUAACGGGCAAACAAGUUCACCAUUUUAUACGACGUGGUAUUUUCUUUUCUCAUCGUGAUUUUCAUUCAAUAUUGACUUUAAAAGAGCAGGGUAGACCAUUUUAUCUAUAUACAGGACGCGGGCCAAGUUCCGGCUCCUUGCAUAUAGGACAUUUGAUACCUUUUUACAUGGCCAAAUGGUUGCAAGAAAUAUUCGAUGUACCGUUGGUCAUACAAUUGACAGACGACGAGAAAUCACUCUGGAAAGACCUCAAGGUCGAAGAAUCUAUAAAAUUGGCAUAUGAAAAUGCUAAAGAUAUAAUAGCUAUUGGUUUCGAUCCGGAAAAAACAUUCAUAUUUAAUGAUUUCGAUUUCAUUGGUAAAUGCCCAGCGAUGUACCAGAAUAUGGUUCGCAUACAAAAGUGUGUGACGUUCAAUCAAGUGAAAGGCAUUUUUGGUUUUGGUGAUUCUGAUAUUAUUGGCAAAAUCAGUUUCCCUGCUGUACAAGCUGCUCCAGCACUUUCCAGCACGUUUCCUUUUAUAUUUAAAGGCAAAAAGCCAGUACAUUGCCUCAUUCCAUGUGCAAUCGACCAAGAUCCAUAUUUCCGUAUGACGCGUGAUGUGGCGCCACGUCUGGGAUUUCCAAAAUGUGCGCUGUUGCAUUCAAGUUUUUUCCCCGCAUUGCAAGGCGCGAAAUCGAAAAUGUCGGCCAGCGAUAAUAAUUCGGCAGUAUUUCUCACGGAUACCCAAAAACAAAUAAAAAAUAAAAUCAAUAAAUAUGCAUUUUCCGGUGGACGUGCCACUGUUGAGGAACACCGUAAAUUAGGCGGCAAUCCUGAUGUAGACGUGGCAUUUCAACUACUGAAAUUUUUCCUAGAAGACGACACUAAGCUGGAGGAAGUUCGUAGUGCGUACAUAAAAGGCGAGUUACUAACAGGCGAAUUGAAAAAACUGGCUAUCGAAGUGGUUAGUCCCAUUGUAGAAGAACAUCAAAAAGCGCGCAAAGCCUUAACGGAUGAGGCCGUGGCUAAGUUCUUCGAAAUACGUUCAUUAAAAUUUGCGCAAUAAUAUUUGUGUGAGAAAAAAAGCGCAUUUCGUAAAUAGUAUGAAUAUUUAUUAUGUGAAAUUAUUGUCGUGAAGUAUUAUUGCUAUGCUUGGAGAGGAUUCUUAAUUUGGAGCAGUAACAAAUAAAAGAAAAUAUCUUACGCCCAUGUAA